CGUUCCGAGCGUUCGUUCCGAGCACCGAAUCAACUCCCCAUGUGUUCCAACGCGAAGUCCCGAAUGGAUUGGUCCAAUGAAACGACUCUCCUAUUUAUAGAGUUGUACAAAAAGAACACAUGUUUGUGGAACCCAAUGGACAAGAAUUACAAACUGAGAUGCGUGAAAAAUAACGCGUGGAAAGACAUUUGCAGUGUCGUUAAGUGUAGCCCACACGAGGCGAGGAGGAAAUUAGAAUCCCUGCUUGCUUCCUUUAGAAGGGAACGCAACAAGGAGUUGAGGACCGGUACGUACCGCUCUUCGUGGUUCGCGUUUCGGAGCAUGCAAUUUUUGAUGAAUAAAUUUCAACCGAGCUGUGCCGGAAAAAGUCCUCUGGAAAAAAAUACUCCCACUAGCGAGGACUCUCACACAGACGAAGAGGAUAGUACUGUAGAAUGUUCGCACAUUCCGGAAGAAAGGUCGAACGUAGAAGUAAAAUGUGAUGAAAAAGCGACUUCAUCUGCUGCUUCGAAUAAAAUUGAGAAACGGAAGGAGUUUGCAUCCCCUAGAAAAUUACUGUUAAAGAGAAAAAAAUUCAUCCAAGAUCCGCAAAUGGAAAGAGCCUAUAGAAUAAUAGAAGAAACGGUCCCGAAACGAACCGCCAGAGAUGCUAGCACCAUAUUCGGAGAACACGUUACGAUGAAACACAGGAGUUACAAUCGCCAUACACAAAGCGUCGUGGAGCAUUUGAUAUCCAACAUUCUUUUCGACGCUGAUAUGGGAAAAUAUAAUGAGAAUUCUCAAUCCCGUGACGAUUAUACAGCGUUACCAGUCACUCCCGCUCUGUCGCCAUCGUCAUCUUCGACUGCGCCACGAACUUCGGUGUAGUAAUCAGCACGAUAUACGCUUAUCUCGUCGCGACAUGUUGGAUACGACUUUUUAUCACAAAAAUGUACUUUACGUAUGAAAACGAAAAUAUUUAAAAUCAAUUUAAUAUUUACAUUCAAAUGAAAAUAAUAAAUGGGUUCGUUAAGACACUUCGACAAAAAGAAGAAAUUUAUUUAAACGAAAAUCCCCAAACUCAAACGCCAUCUUUCCGACACCGAGCAGCUUUGUUUUUUUUUUUUUUUUUACAUGCCUACACGCAACAGCUUAAAAAGUUUCAAUGUUUCGCAAUCACAAAAAUCCAUAUGUAUCGUAGAUAAAUCGAUAAAAAAAGGCAUGAUAAAUUAAGACUCUUUGGGCUCAAUAAUUUAGAAAACAAAAAAUCGCGAGUAUAAUUUAUUUUUGGAUCCAUCAAGGCAGAAACUCUCCUAAGCCCCUCGAACACCGGAGUCGGGACAUUUUUCUGACAUCUGGUUUGAAGUUACAUUCCUUUCGACUACCCUCGACUUACACUUUGACCAAAGGUGGCAGUACCGCAUCCAUUGAGAAAUGUUCACAACUUUUCAUAAAUAAUUCAAUCAUGGAUGGAAUUGUCAUGCAUACAAAUAACAUUGCAU
Messenger RNA from Hylaeus volcanicus, 1481 nucleotides. RefSeq lists its product as uncharacterized. The transcript has 2 exons. Lineage: Eukaryota; Metazoa; Arthropoda; Insecta; Hymenoptera; Colletidae. The record is from RefSeq and is a predicted model, not a curated record. Bases 40 to 867 code for a protein of 275 amino acids.